AGGUGGGAGGGGCCUAUCCCCAGGUGCAUGUCUUUGGAGGUGGGAGGGGCCUAUCCCCAGGUGCAUGUCUUUGGAGGUGGGAGGGGCCUAUCCCCAGGUGCAUGUCUUUGGAAGUGGGAGGAAGCCGGAGUACCCGGAGGGAACCCACGCAGUCACGGGGAGAACAUGCAAACUCCACACAGAAAGAUCCCGAGCCUGGAUUUGAACCCAGGACAGCAGGACCUUGGUAUUGUGAGGCAGACGCACUAACCCCUCUGCCACCGUGAAGCCUGUUUGUCAAGUGAUUGCUGAGUAAUUCUGCUAAUCUUGUUGACUUAAUCCUUCCAAACUAAUGGAGUUUGUCAACUCUGUCAGGGAUGAAGUGUGCCGGCCGCUUCUCCACAAACUUCCUGGUGAGCGGCCGGCUCGCAUCAAGUCGGAGGAAGCACGCUUCUUGGGUUUUUGCAGCAGACAAUUGAGACAGAUAUUCUCGCAAUUGCCUCAAAAAGUUUGAUUUUAUUGAUACAAUCAGAUCUCCCUUGCAGGUGAAAAUGAUGUCCAGAGCUCCAAGGUGGCCGGAGAAGCUGGUGAACAGCAAGAUCAGCAGAGUGGCAAAGCAGCCGUCAUGUUGGACCGUGUCUUCAUCCAGUGGAGGCAAGGUUGCAAGCCAAGGCAGCUCCAGUUGUGGAAGGAGCAGCAAGAUCUUCAACAAGACUUUGAGGAAACCAAAACAACAGCUUUUGUCAUCUCCUUCAUCCAAGCCAGCUCUGCAGCUUUGGAGCAGCCGGAGCUUUUCUUCCCUGCACACCUCCUCUCUCUCUGCAGCUCCAUGCAGGAGGAGCAGUCGCUCCCUCAACAGACUCCACCAGAGAUCCACCUCAGACGAAUGUGAUGUUGUGGCUGGCAGUUUUACGCUAAAGAACGGAGCAUUCUCGUCCUCCGCCCAACAGCCAAUCAGGAAAAACAAGGAGCGAAACCAAAAGAAGCAAAUGAGCAGUUCAACCGAGACUAUCAACUCAUCUUGCUCGGAGCGCUCAACUACGAAGCAAGAUGCAGUGGCUGCUGGACUUCCUCCUGAAAGUCCUGGUCUGGAAGGAAGUGCUGAGGUGUGUUCCCAAGAGGAGCAAGAAGACAGAAGUUUGCAGGUGAAGCACAUCUGUGAGGUUAGUCCAGAGUCACAGCAGCAAGAAGAAGAAAAGGGAGAGCAGCAAUUCCAGCAAAAGAUGCAAGAAAACUCUGCGGACAUGAACUCCUCCCCGACUGACUCUUCAUCUUCUGCCAGUCCUGCACAGCAGCUGGACCGAGGUCAAGAGUGUCCAAUGCAUUCACCCGCCUGUGCUGAGCUGAUACAGACAAAGCAGGACAUUUCUGAUCAGCAGCGUCUCUGCGAGAAACAAACGGAGCAACUUGUCAGAGAGCUGGAACAAACACAGAGAGAAGUGUCUGGACUGCAACAGUCAAACACAAACCUGCAACGUGAGCUACAACAGCGAGAGAGUCAUUCAAGAGGAAAGAACGAUCUUCCAUCCAACUCCAAGUCCUCAUCGGAGCCAACUUUGACUCUGCAACAACUGCAGAAGGUAAACCGUGACCUCCGCGCUGAGUUGGAUGCACAAAAUAGAAAACAGGAGGAAGCCAGGGAAGCCGAGCUUCGUCGAAGAGUUGACCUUUUAGCUCAACAAGCACAGCUGCUGGUGACGGGGGACGCCACGGCGCUUGCACAGGCGCAUCUAGAGCAAGAACGGCAAUGGUUCUUUGAACAGCGGACGGAGUGGGAGCAUACUGUCACCUCCUUGAAGAGCCAACUGAGUACCAGUGAAAGGAUGCUGAAAGAGUCUGAGACCCGUGCGACACUGCUACAGGAGCAGUCUCGGAGUCAUCAUGCUCUCCAAGCGGAGGCGGAGGAGCUAAGAAAGGCUCUCCUAGAGGUCACAACACAACUUCAAACCAACGAAGAGACACAGGCUCAAAAAGAAGCUCUUCUGCAGAAGCACCUCAUGCUCCUUCAAGCCAGCCAGGACAGAGAACGACGGAGUUUGUCAGUCAGCUUGGCGCGGGCAGAACAACACUCCCAAGAACUUCAGGAGAGAUUGGUCACGGCUGAGGAGCAGGUGGACAGCCUGAGUGAAGGCCAAAUGUGGAAAAGGGAUGUUGAGGAAGCUCAACAUAAACUCAAAGAGGAGUUAGCUUCUUCUCUGGCUGCUGUGCAAAGGUAUCACGAUGAAAAAGAGGAGCUGGAGCAACAAUGUCAUGAGCUUCAGAACAUGUUGUUUGGGGCAGAAGAAGAAGUGCGCAGGCUGCAGAGUUGCUUGAAAAAGGAAGAAGCACAUUUCCAUGAGCUUAACCAUUCAUACCUGGCAGCUGGAGAGCAGCUGCAGUGGGUUUUGCAGAAGCUGCAGCAAAAGGAGGCUGAAACCCAGGUCAUGCGUGAAGGCUUUGAGAAACUUCUCAACAGGAAGGAGCAGGAGCUGAGCGAGGUUCUGCUGAAAAUGGAAGUCUUAGGUAACAGCCUGGAGGAAACGGAAGCAAAACUCAGUGAGGUGCUUGACGUUUGUACCUGUGCCACAUCGCACCUGGAGAAUGAGUCUGCAGAGACAGGGCCGGACAAUGAAGACUUGGUACACCGGUCAGCAAGUGAUAGCCAAUCAGAGGAAAUAUAUAAGUUAAGUAGCAGCUCAAUAGACCACGAUCAUCACUAUUAUCAUGCAAGAGUCCGGUCCCACUCACUCGGUCCAUCACACCAGUACAUCAUCACCUCAGGAGACGAUCCAGAAAGGUUUACGACCGUGAUCCAGUUACUAGAAACCAAGCUUUUCGUAACAGAAGAAAAGCUAAGGGAAAUCACUCAUCAACUAGCAGAACACCAGGAGGAACACCAGAUGAGCCUCCAGGAUCCUCAGCUCUACUCCCAGCUCACCCAGAGCCAAUCCUCCGCCCAGCAUCUCAAUCUGCUGCUCCACAGCCGAGCGGAGCAGAGCCAACGCUUCGCUAAGGAGACGGACAACCUCUGCAGGCUUUUAUCCAAGCGCCUUCAGGCUGCGCUGCGCGUCAUACAAAGCUGCAGUCAGACGCUUCAAACCAGCACCGCCAUCGAGUUCAACGACUUUGAGAGGAAGCUAACUGCUGUUGAGGCGUACCUUCAGCAAGGGAGGGAAGACGCGGCAAAACACCAACGUGCAUGCUUUAAUGCCUGCAAAGAAGAGGAUGAUAUCCUCAGUGAGGCUAUGGUAGAACUUUCUGACAACAUUUCAAGCCCUGCUGAAUGUUUGAUGAGAGAACUGCUUGUAGUAGAAAAAAUGGUGGCGGCCCUUCAGAGUCCGGAUAAUCAACUUGAGUCUUUGAUGGCAGGAGAAAAUGAUAUAGGUGUGGCGCACAGGUAUGAACUUAUCCUGGCUCACAUAGGCACCUUAAAGAAGACAGGAGGGUCUAGUGCCCUCGCUGUCAUCAUUAGCGCCUGCACUGAAGCAGAGCUCAUUUAUGCUGCCUUUAAAAUCCAGCAGCAAAGUCCGGAAGACUAUCAGGAGUCCAAGGGCAAAAGGGGAGGCCUCGCACACCCUCUGGAGUUGGCUUGCUGUGAGGAGCAGGGAGAGAAGAGAGAGGUGACACCUGCUACUAAAAUGCCACCAUGGUUGCAGAAACUGAUCACCAGGCUGCAAAAAAGAGCUAGACUGUUGUGGCAGCUAAGGCAGGAGGUUCCAGGAACGCAGGAGGACUUGGAAAUGGACGCUCCAGUAAACAUCAACUGGAUGCAGGAGCAAGCAAAGCUGGUUUAUCUGUCAGAAAGGCUGUUCUUAGAUUUGGAGCAGGAGCAGCAGAGAUGUGUGGUCUUGCAGGACAAACUGAAGGCUUUGGUCAGACAGCAGGAGGCUUCAUUCAUGGACAAGCAAGAGGCUUGUAGUCACACCUUGACUGGACCUCAGGACUACAACCAAGACUGAGGGAGGAACUAGAGGACCCGAUGAUAUCCACAGGUACUGGAAACCUCCAGAGAGUCAAAGAACACAAACAGAGCAUUGAGGAAGAGCCAAACAUUGUCUUCAGAUAAGAGUCAUUUUACUUUAGAGUAAUAUCAUCCAAAUAAUUAUUUGACUUCUAAACUUAAAAACCACGCCCAUACCGGCUGGGUGAGGGCAUGGUCCUAGUGCCCGCCCCAAUGUGCUACAUUACCCACAAGGCUCAGCACUGUAGACAAGGACAGGAAGUGGAAUUGUGCCGUUUGAGCAAUAAAAAGUUAUUUUGUUACACGUUGCUGCUCCUGGUUUGGUUCGUUCACACGAGAAACAAACUCAAUCAAAACAAGUUUAGACUCUUUUCACUUCGUUCUGUCGUCGUUUUAAAAGCAUUUUUUUUAACCUGUGAAUGCUUUUAAAUGGGGGAGGGGCCAACAGCGCCACUUGGCGCUUUUCAAAAAGAGCGAUAGGGGCUACUUCCACUUGAUUUGAGGCUUGUCGCGUUUUUAAAAAGAAUACCCAGGAGAAUACUCGCUAAAUACAACAAGACAGUCGCCAAGUUAGCAACAGUGAUCCCUACUGCUCCAUCUUCUUAUUCUCUGGCAGACCAGGUGUGUUAAAACAGGUUAAUGAGCCCCGGCGACAAAUGUUAUUUAUCAAAGCUUCUGGAGAUUUCUGCCACACACAUAGGCUACCAAAGAACUGAUCUUUGAUUCCAUGGGUUUCGUUGUAAGUAGGGUUAGGGUUAGGUUUGGGUUGGGUUGGAGGGCCAGAGGGUUCGGGUCAGGGUUUGGGUUAGGAUUUAGGGUUAAAAGGGUUGGAGCAAAUGUUAGGAUUUAGGGUUAGAGUGUUAGGUUUGGGUUUGGGUUAGAGGUUUGGGUUGGGUUUGGGUUAGGAUUUAGGAUUAAAAAUGAGUAGGGUUGGGGUGAGGGUUAGGGUUU
Nerophis ophidion (straightnose pipefish) is the source of this 4870-nucleotide messenger RNA. Its product is annotated as paramyosin. The coding region runs from base 531 to 3917 and encodes 1128 amino acids. The transcript has 9 exons. Lineage: Eukaryota; Metazoa; Chordata; Actinopteri; Syngnathiformes; Syngnathidae. The record is from RefSeq and is a predicted model, not a curated record.